Asparagus officinalis (garden asparagus) is the source of this 1989-nucleotide messenger RNA. Its product is annotated as CTD small phosphatase-like protein 2. The transcript is spliced from 7 exons. NCBI's taxonomy places the organism in Eukaryota, Viridiplantae, Streptophyta, Magnoliopsida, Asparagales, Asparagaceae. The coding region runs from base 306 to 1754 and encodes 482 amino acids. Gene Ontology annotation, molecular function: phosphoprotein phosphatase activity. The record is from RefSeq and is a predicted model, not a curated record.
CACAGCAAACAAUUUCGACUCAUUUUCUUUUUUUUUUCUUUUCAUUUCGCACCCCUCUUUUCCCCCUUUCCCUCUCUCUUUCUCUCUCUAGAGAGUCCAUAAAAACUUUCGAAGCGCUCUCUCUCUCUAUCUCUCCAAGGAGGAGAAACCCUUCGCCUUUCUAUUUCAGUGGCUUAGGGUUUCGAUUCCUCAUCGAUUCCAGCUCUAAUUGCGUUCUCGGGUUAGCGAUUUCUGAUGUGAGCAGGAGCUUGAAGAAUUAUAUUUGUAGUAAAAUUGGGGGUUUACGAACUUUCGUUCACUAAACAAUGCCAACAAGGAAAAAGAUCGUUACGAGAAAUGGUGCUCAGGAACUCGCCAGUCCUAAAUUAUGUAGACAGCAGAAGAAGUUGACUUUAAUUACUGAAAAGAAAGUGAAAGAGCUGAUCACGUCUGCGAGAAAACAGAAAUCUGUUGGACUACGUUUGACCAAAGUUAUAGAUGCAGAAGAAACAAGGGACCUGAAUACCACCUUUAGAUUAGCACAAGACGAGGUGGUCUAUGGUACUUCACAUGAUGAGGAGAGAUCAAAAGAAAGACCUUCAGAUUGUGUGCCGGACACCAUAUUUUCUCCCACUUAUCAUCAUCCGAAAGACCAUCUUAAGGAUGAUUGCGGGGUUGCGAAUGAUAAAGUAGAUUUCAUGAAGUUCUUUAAGCCUGAUAGCUAUUCAGAUCAGUAUAUUCAUGCGUCUGAGGAAUCAAAACCUGAUGUCUUAAAUAGUCAGGAUGUAUUGGAAAACCAGCCUGACUAUAUGGAGACAGAGACAGAAGUUACUGUUACUUGUAAAUUUGAUAGGAAUGCUGAUUCAACAAGUAGGCAAUCUGAGAGGUCCGAUGCACAAGAAAAUGAUGCUAGAGUUACUUGUACUGAAUCAAAACAGACAAACAAAUCUUAUGAUGACAAAUACCGUGUUAUGGGGAACCUAUCAUCUGAGGUCUCAGCUAUAUAUCUAGCAAUGCAGCACUCUAAAUUGGAGUGCGUUGAUGAACAGAGUCAAGAUUCAAUUUCAUCUGAAGGUUGCGUGGAGCAAGAUGACAGUGAUGACUUUGACGAUUUUGAUCCAUAUACAUUUAUUAAGGACUUGCCUGAUUUAUCAGCAGUUGUUCCAAAAUUCCGGCCUGUGCUCCUUCCAAAGCAAACACGGAGUUGUCCUUUAACUACCCUUGUUCUGGAUUUAGAUGAGACUUUAGUGCAUUCCUCCCUUGAACCAUGUGAUGCAGAUUUCACAUUUCCAGUUAAUUUUAAUUUCCGAGAGCAUACAAUCUAUGUGCGAUGUCGUCCGUAUCUUAAGGACUUCAUGGAGAGGGUUGCUGGCGUGUUUGAAAUCAUCAUAUUUACUGCCAGUCAAAGUAUAUAUGCUGAGCAAUUACUCAACAUUCUUGAUCCUAAAAGGAGAGUAUUUCGCCACCGUGUUUAUCGAGAGGCUUGUGUCUUUGUGGAUGGUAAUUACUUGAAGGAUUUAUCGGUUCUUGGUCGGGAUUUAUCACGUGUGAUCAUCGUUGACAACUCCCCACAGGCAUUUGGAUUCCAAUUAGAAAAUGGUAUUCCAAUUGAAAGCUGGUUUGAUGACCGCAACGAUCAAGAAUUGCUCUUAUUACUUCCAUUCUUAGAAAGUUUGGUUGGUGUUGACGAUGUCCGGCCAAUAAUAGCCAAGAAGUUUAACCUCCGUGAAAAGGUGGUGGCUUCUUCAGGUCUCUCUCUUGACUUUGGCAGGUGAACGUUUUAUGUGGGCAGAUUUCGUUUGGAUUGCUGUUACCUGUUGGGGAUGGCCAAAGAAAUUAUGCUGGUAGCAUCCCCUGGCUUAUACUUGUACCUGAUGUUAAUACUCUUUGUUGUAGCUUGUUGCUUGUAUCAUGAUGUGGGAUUGUGGUUGCUUAUGGUUCAAUUGAAACUUAUCUCGAGCAUAUUUUGAAAAUUUGAGAGUAUGAUUAUAGAAGUCAGCAUCAUCUAAA